AUAUAUAUAUAUAUAUAUAUACACAUCACUAUGUCUCUCUGCUGUUUCUUAAUUUGAAAUUGUCAUUCAUCAGCAUAAGAAGAACACUGAUCCAACGGCGACGAUGGGAUUGUUGAGAGAUGAAGGUUUAGUUUACAAGGCAGUGAGUGAGGUUGAUGUUGAUCCUCAAAGCGAUCAUGUUUAUCUCAAAGCCAAUGUCAAAGCUCCUCGAAUGGCUGGAUUUGUGGUUAAAAUAUUUGUUUGGUUUUUGGAGAUGCCUAUCUUUGGACAAGUGUUGUUGUACUUGUUGAAGAAAAAUAAUCUAAUUCAUAAGCUUAUUACAAACGCAGAACUUGAAGAACCACCUCUCUUUGUUCCUUUGCAUCCCUAUGAAGAUCUUAAUGAACAACAAGUCAAACACAUUGCUUCUCAUUUAUCUCCACCUGAACAAGUUCAAGAGGCCAUACACUGUCUGCCUUCAUCUUUGCCUUCACAUAAACCUAAGUUUCAUCGCUGGACAAUACUGGAUUAUGCAAGAGCCUAUAGUUCUGGAGAAAUAACCCCUCUCAUGAUUGCAGAGCGGUUUUUAGCAGCUGUCCGUGAAUCUUCAAGCCUUCCACUGCAAAUGUCAUUCUUCAUUAACUAUGAUGCUGAGGAUAUUCUACGGCAAGCUACCGAGUCAACUCUUCGAUAUGAAAAAGGACAACCAAUAUCGGUUCUAGAUGGAGUCCCAAUUGCUAUAAAGGAUGAAAUAGAUUGUUCUCCAUAUCCAACUACAGGAGGUACGAAGUGGUUGCCCAAACUUAGACCUUGUACAGCGGAUGCAUGUUGUGUAGCGCGCCUUAGACAAUGCGGUGCGAUACUUGUUGGGAAAACUAAUAUGCAUGAACUCGGGGCUGGAACAAGUGGAAUAAAUCCUCAUUACGGGGUUACCAGAAACCCAUAUGAUACCAACAAAAUCUCUGGAGGUUCUUCAAGUGGAUCUGCUGCAGUGGUGUCUUCAGGAUUAUGCCCCGUGGCCCUUGGUGUCGAUGGAGGAGGAUCCGUGCGAAUGCCAGCAGCACUCUGUGGUGUUGUUGGUUUGAAACCAACUUUCGGGCGUAUACCUCUUUCUGGUGUUCUCCCUUUCAACUGGACAGUCGGGAUGGUUGGAAUACUAGCUGGUACUGUAGAAGAUGCAUUUAUUGUUUAUGCAGCUAUUAACGGCCCACUUCCAACCCCCCAGUCUACUACUUCAGUGCCCAAAGUAUAUUUUCCACUGCUAAAGUCAACAAUAUCAUUAUCAGACAUCAGAUUAGCCAAGUAUGAAGAGUGGUUUAAUGAUUCCAGUAAUGAUGUCAGAAUAUGCUGCUCUUCUGCUAUGGACCAGCUUUGUGAGCACUAUAAUUGGAAGACUGUACCGGUUACUAUACCAGAGAUAGAAGCUAUGCGUCUGGCACAUUAUUUGACGAUUGGAUCAGAGUGUACCACAUCACUUUCUUCUUAUCUAGAAAAGCUGAAUUAUGCAGAAAUAGGGUGGGAUGCAAGAGUAGCACUUAGUGUUUAUGGUGCUUUUAGCAGCAAUGAGUAUAUAAAGGCGCAGAAAGUGAGGAAUCGCCAAAUGCAGAUUCAUCAAAAAAUAUUUGAUAAGGCAGAUGUCAUAGUUGUUCCAACAACAGGCGUGACAGCAUACCCAAUAAAGGAUGAUGCUCUAAAGACCGGUGAACUUGAUUACAUAAAUGGAGCUGCACUUGUUCGGUAUUCAAUAGCAGGAAAUUUUCUGGGUUUGCCAGCAGUGACAAUUCCAGUUGGAUUUGAUAAAGCAGGCUUGCCUAUUGGCCUCCAGUUUAUAGGGAAGCCAUGGUCUGAACCCACAUUGAUCCAUAUAGCAUUCGCAAUGCAGGCCCUGCGCAUCGCAGACAACAGAAAGCCAAAGGUUUUCUAUGAUCUGCUCAAUAGUGAGUAAAAGCACCUGGAAACUCUGUAACACAUUAAAGGUUAACCUGAAUUUCAAACUCUUUAUUUACACUAUAUGUAGCCAAAGUUUUAAUUAAUCUUUGAGAUUAAUAAAAUGAACUGCUAUGUUUGUCUA
Pistacia vera is the source of this 2050-nucleotide messenger RNA. Its product is annotated as fatty acid amide hydrolase. The transcript is spliced from 20 exons. The coding region runs from base 104 to 1924 and encodes 606 amino acids. NCBI's taxonomy places the organism in Eukaryota, Viridiplantae, Streptophyta, Magnoliopsida, Sapindales, Anacardiaceae. Gene Ontology annotation, molecular function: catalytic activity. The record is from RefSeq and is a predicted model, not a curated record.